AUGGCAUCUCAAAUAACUAUUUUGUUGCUGUGCAUUGUAGCUGUUGUAAUAAUACAAGAAGCUUCAUGUUUCCCAGAACCACAACACCACCACCAUGGCCAUCAUCAUCAUGGUGGUCAUCACGGAGAAAACGGCUAUGGUAAUGGAGAGUGGGGAAACGGCUAUGGUAAUGGACAGUGGGGAAAUGGUUAUGGAAAUGGACAAUGGGAAAAUGGUUAUGGUAAUGGACAAUGGGGAAAUGGUUAUGGAAACGGCUACGGAAACAGCUAUGGAAACGGUUAUGGAAAUGGUUAUGAAUAUGGCAACGGAUAUGGAAAUAGUUAUGGGCAAGAACAAGGUGGAAUUUUGGGAGCAUUAUUUGGCUUAUAA
Daktulosphaira vitifoliae (grape phylloxera) is the source of this 369-nucleotide messenger RNA. RefSeq names its product keratin-associated protein 21-1-like. The coding region runs from base 1 to 369 and encodes 122 amino acids. The record is from RefSeq and is a predicted model, not a curated record. Lineage: Eukaryota; Metazoa; Arthropoda; Insecta; Hemiptera; Phylloxeridae. The transcript is spliced from 2 exons.